Messenger RNA from Dromaius novaehollandiae (emu), 5870 nucleotides. RefSeq names its product kynurenine aminotransferase 3 (gene KYAT3). Gene Ontology annotation, biological process: biosynthetic process. Lineage: Eukaryota; Metazoa; Chordata; Aves; Casuariiformes; Dromaiidae. Gene Ontology annotation, cellular component: cytoplasm; mitochondrion. The coding region runs from base 331 to 1692 and encodes 453 amino acids. The record is from RefSeq and is a predicted model, not a curated record. The transcript has 15 exons. Gene Ontology annotation, molecular function: L-kynurenine:2-oxoglutarate transaminase activity; pyridoxal phosphate binding.
UAGGGACGCCGGGGGCGGGCUGACCAGCGCCCGGCUCCUCCCCGGCGGCCGCACUCCCCGCGGGCCGGCAGCGCGCAGGCGGCGCCCGGCGACUGUGGGAGAGGAAAUAAAACGUUGUCUAGGAUGGCAAGUCCUUCACGUGCACAAGCUUUUAAGCGGGACACCUGAGGGAUGCUUUGAGUGUGAGUCAGGUAUUAGCAACAGUGCUCUCGGCGUGGUCAGUGCGUUACCACCUUCGUGUGGUGGAGAAAGGAUCUGGAGAGGACUCAGCAGCGUGGCACCCUUUCUUUCUGCAAAGCUUGCAUCCUCCAAGCACGCACACGUGAAGGCAUGCUUUUUGCUUCACGAAGCUUCUGUUGCCUUGGCGUUAGAACACACUUACUACGGACAGAUUUGCCUUCCAAAUCCAUCAGGUUUUCAGCCUUUGCAACAAUGCCGUUCAAACACAAAAACACAAGACGAAUUGAAGGCCUUGACAGCAAUGUGUGGGUUGAAUUUACAAAGGUGGCAGCAGAUCCCUCAAUUGUCAAUCUUGGUCAAGGCCUUCCUGAUAUAUCGCCUCCCAGCUAUGUUAAAGAAGAGCUGGCAAAGGCAGCAGCAGUUGACAGACUGAACCAGUACACACGGGGUUUUGGACAUCCAUUGCUGGUGAAAGCCUUGUCUCAGAUAUACGAGAGAGUUUGUGGAAGGAAGAUUGACCCUCUCACAGAUAUCUUGGUGACAGUGGGAGGAUAUGGAUCUCUCUUUAGUACAGUACAGGCAUUAAUUGAAGAGGGAGAUGAAGUAAUAAUAAUAGAGCCAUUUUUUGACUGUUAUGAACCAAUGGUAAAGAUGGCGGGUGCAAAGCCUGUUUAUAUCCCUUUGAGAAAUAAAAAUGAUGGAAACUCUGCAUCUAGUGCUGAUUGGGUCUUAGAUCCCACUGAACUUGCAAAUAAAUUUAAUUCCAAAACAAAAGCUAUUAUUCUGAAUACCCCGCACAAUCCUAUUGGCAAGGUAUUUACCAGAGAAGAGCUCCAGGUGAUAGCUGAUCUUUGUAUUAAACAUGAUGCCCUGUGCAUCAGUGACGAGGUGUAUGAAUGGCUGGUCUACAAAGGAAAUAAACACAUUAAAAUAGCUACUUUGCCAGGUAUGUGGGAAAGAACAAUAACUAUAGGAAGUGCUGGAAAAACAUACAGUGUUACUGGCUGGAAGCUCGGUUGGUCUAUUGGCCCCCAGCAUCUGAUAAAGCAUUUGCAAGUUGUACAGCAAAAUACACUGUAUACUUGCCCAACUCCAUUACAGGAGGCCUUGGCACAAGCUUUUUGGAUAGACUAUAAACGCAUGGAUGACCCAGACUGCUAUUUUUACUCACUGUCUCGAGAGCUGGAAGGCAAGCGUGAUCGGAUGGCUCAGCUACUUCGAGAAGUUGGACUGAAGCCUGUCAUUCCAGAUGGAGGAUACUUUAUGAUUGUUGAUGUUUCUACAUUAAAUGUGGAUCUCUCUAAUGUGGAAGAGAAUCAACCUUAUGAUUAUAAAUUUGUCAAAUGGAUGAUAACAUCUAAGAAACUUUCAGCCAUUCCUCUUUCAACAUUCUGUGGUCCUGAGACAAAAGUGCAGUUUGAAAAAUAUAUACGUUUUUGCUUCAUUAAGAAAGACAGCACACUAGAUGCAGCUGAAGUGAUCCUGAAGAACUGGAAUAAACAGAUAGCUUGACUUUUUUAACAACUCUUCAUUCUGGUGUAAUUAUCUUACACUAGGGCUUUUUAUUGUAAAUUUAAGAACAAAUUACUUAGUACAGAAUUAAUUUGACAUUGUAAAUAACUUUGUGCUGCCACUUGCUGAGGAGUUAAAACAACGAUUUACUCCAUGUGUGUAAUGCGAUUCAGAGGUUAUUUUCAGUCUUUUCAAAAUCAUUGACCUUUUUCCUAAAUAAUGUACAGGCUCCACAUCUCUCACUGAAAACCAAAGAUUUCUAGGACUCUGGAUAAAAUAAAUACAUCAUAUAGGGAUUUUAAGGCUUACAAGAAAAAAAGGGAGGUGCUUUUGGUGUGAGGUAGUAUAGAAAGUAGGGGUAAGACUUAAGCAUUGUGAUUUAUAAGACCUAAUAGCCAGCAGUGGAGGAAAAUUAAGACAUGCUUCAGAUUAGAUAAUUGCAGUGACUUUCUACCUUCCUACCUACCUACUCUGUCCACGCACAAAUUGUGUCAGUUAAAUAAAGUGAUUGAGUUAAAUCAAUGCAGUGUUUAUAUAUAGGCAAGUUCUAAAUGUACUGAGCUGCAUAAUUAAUAUUUCAUUUUCCCACAGUAGUCAAGUUUAGUCGUUAAUAAAAUUUAAAGUGUGGCAUCUAGAAUACCUAUAUAUUUAUUAAAUGGAUGAAUCUACAAAGCAAAAUAAAAGACCUCGCCCUAGAGGCUCCUUCGCAAUCAAAUGUACAGUGACAUAAGUAAUUCUGUAAUUCUUUUCCACUGUUAGCAUGUUCACAACAGCCACAGCCAUUAGUAACUUCACACCAAAUUUACUUCAGUGCUUAUUUUCAUGCUUGGAGAAGCAUGCAGAUGGGCCUAAUACUGUGCUAUGGAGCUCAGCUAAUUCUGACUAUUUCAAGCUCAAUGGAUAAGGGACUGUUUCAGAAGAGAUCAAUGUGGAGAAAUCCUUUUUAGUUGCCUCCUCUUUGAGCUGUCUCUGAUCUGUUCAUCUCUGGAUGGGUUUCCCACCAGCAGAAGCAAUCAAGGUAGGUUGCCUUUUAGGGGGUGUAUGUUGUAUUCUCCAUGUUUUUUUCCUUCUUCCCACAGGCCUUCUGUGGAAAAGUUAGAAGAAAUUCAGUACCUGAUUUUGCAAAUAUCUUGCUCAUUCUGUAGUCAUAUAGCUGGAGUCUUAAUUGAGUUCUGUCAGUCUGUGAUCAUGGCCAGGACCUUAAAAAGUAUGGAAACUGGACUGUUAAGCAGCUGUUAAGCUUCUACUGACUAGAGACUACCUCUUUUUAGUCUUGGUCUUUUGGAAAUCCAGUAGCUGGGACUUCUGUUGUCUGUUUAGCUGUCUUGCUGUCUUGCACUGCCAUCCCCUAAAGCUCACCAGAAAAAGGUCGCUUGGUAUUUUUCAGGGUGGGUGUAGUCUUUGUGUAGAAAAAUCAAUUUGGUAAUUAAAAUGACUUAACUGAAAUUCCAGCAGGGAUUUCAUGGGGAAAUUCCUAAAUAAAUCCCCAGAAAUUCCAGGAGGAAAUACUGUUAUAAAACAGUAAAAUUAUGUGAAAUCUAAACAGUAUUUUGCAUGAUCUUUAAACUGUCUUUGUGUAAAUUGGACCUGGGAGUUGUGCUGUUGCAGGAACUAAAGGGCAUUGUGACAAUCCGUUGAGCAGAGGGAAUUUGUGCAAGGGAAAUGCUACUGUUCGUAACAUGUAUAACAGUUGGUUUAUUUUGAAAUGAUUCCACAAAUGUUCCAUUCCAAGAGCCAGUUGGAGUAGCAAAAGUACACUAAGGCACCUGCCACUUUCAUUGCAAAGUGAAUUCUCAUAAAAUUAAAAAAAAUCUUUGUUAACAUAAAUACAUGUUUAAGACAUAGACUUCUGUAAAAUGUUUUUAGAUACGAUAAUCUGAAUCAAAAUUUCCUAAUGUCUUAGCCUCUUAAAUGAUACCAAAUAAUAAAAUAUUUGGUAUUUAGCUUCCUGUCCUUGAAACAAGUGCCUCUCAAUGCAAUUAAACCUUAUGAAAGUAAAUAUAAUUUUCAUCACUAUGAAUCAAAAGGGAGUUUUAAAUAUCAUUGCACCAUGCUUGCCUUGAAGAUAACAGCUACAGAGCACAAUCCACUCAAUAUUUUUUAAAAUCCUAUUAUUUCUACAAUUUAAGAUUUCCCUGAGACAGCAGUUUGUUAGCAUGUGAGCAUACAUAUAAUUGGGUGAUGUGUCCUCACAACAGCAGUAAAGUGAUAAAAGCUUCUUCCAUUCACCUCUCUAGUGUCUUCAUUGUCUCAUAAAGAAGUCUCAUUGCUUAGUUUUAACACUAUGACUAUUGUUAAUACUAUUGCUUAUGUUACUGUCACUGGCAAAUGGGACACCUGUAUAAAAUCAGUCUAUGCAUGAAUAUGCAUGAAAGAAAAGCUAUAUGCAGGGUUGAAAGUGAAAUUAUAAAAACUAUAGCAAAAUACCUAUUUUUCCACUGUUAACAUUCUGCUGCAUUUUAAAUACCUCAUUCUAGCAUGCUGCUAACUCACAUGCUAAAGCACUGAAUCUGAUGGGACAUACAGGUGGCCCAUGUUUAAAGACAGCUCUGCAUAGUGUAUAGGUCCAGAGCCCUACUGAUGUUACAGGACCCACUUCACUUAGGUUUAAUUUAUUUUUGCCUGUUUUGUCCAACUGCUGUAGUGUGCUAAUCUUUUUGUUUCAUCAAAUAUCUGAACACAUAAGAUGCAGCAGGGAGAUGAAUUAACAUACCAAGCAUAAUUCAGCUGCCUGGGCUGUUUAUUGUUUCCCUCGUUUGCUCCUUUGAGGCAUUUGACUGACAUCUGCUAUUUUAACAAAAUGAAUUUUGGCUAAAUCAACAAAUCUUUACAAAGGAUCUUUAGACAAACGAGUAAGACUGAUCACUUGUUUUCAUUAAUGUACUGUGCAUUGUGUUCAUGAAAGCAUCUGUGUAUCCCAUUGCAUUAUAUUGUUGGAAUGAUGCUGGUAAUAUUUGUAAUGUGAGAAUUGCAGUUGAACUAUCUAUUUUUAUCACUUACGGUAGCCAGCAUGAGAUACUUUGGAUGAAACCAUAAAAAAACUCCGGAAUAAGCAAUUAAAAUAUAAGUUUUAAAGUGGGAUUAUUGUUGUAACUAUAGUGAUGGGAAAGAAGAAGUGCAGCUAAGGACAGCAAGGUGAACUUUCUGUAAGUUAUUAAAAUGAUCUGUUGUUGACAGAGACUGUUAAUAGUGGUAUUCCCAUCUGCUACAUCAACCACUUUUUUGGCUGCUUGUGGACAAAGAACUUGAAAAAUGGCUGCAGACAGAGAAUAAAGAAAUGGUGAGAUACGAUCUAUCAUACUUUUUGCAACAGUGCUGAAAAUGAUUGUCUUUCUGUGCUGGACAUUAAACUCUUUCAAUUCUAGUAAAUGAGAACAGGGUCAAGAGGGACCCACAGCCAACAGUGAUUGUCAGCAGAAGAUCUUUUUUGUAGAACAGAUUAUAUGAGAAGCCAGGACAAACGUGGAAAGCUUCAUGGGACUCUGCUGAUGUGGCACAUCUGCUGCAGAUACUGCUAUGCACACAUUUCAGAGGUUAUGGGGAAACGUCUUAAUAUAGCAAGCUGUAUUCACAUUGACAGUUACAAUUAUUUUUUUCAUUACUGUUUUAUCUUUUGGGUUUAUUGAGCAUUGUGAAAAAAGUCAUUGCAAAUGGAAAAAGCGAAACUUUAAAUUUGUGUUUUAGUGUCUGUAUGUUUUAAUAGUUCAGCUUCCUUUUAUUCUAAAAGCAAGGUUUUUUGAAAUAAAAGGAAUCUGUUUGCAAGUUUAAAGUAGUCUGUUUUCAACUUGUGCAUGCACAAUGUUUAAAUUCAGCACACAGCAUUUCAGUCCAGUGUAUGCCUGAACAGGAACAUUUUUGAAAGAAAAACUUGCAGUCCAUUUAAAAUGAGAAAUGAAAGGGCUUGUUUGGUUGCAGUUGCAGUUUAAAAUCUAUUUUUCUCUGUAUUGAAAAAGCUGAUUUUCAAAAUCCUAAUAUUCAGUGGUGUAUGAAGUCUUUAAUUUGGUAGGUCAUUUAAGUUAAUUUUGAAAACAGGCUUCAGGAGGUAUUUGCUGCUCAUUUUCUGUAAGUCAUCAAGAGUAUACUAAAAAUCUGGUGACUGCAACUUUUCUGUUUUUACAAAUUUAUAACUUAUAAGGCUUUGCUUAUUAUCAAUAAAAUAUAUUUUGUUAAUUAAAAAA